This is a messenger RNA of Clonostachys rhizophaga, 1191 nucleotides long. NCBI's taxonomy places the organism in Eukaryota, Fungi, Ascomycota, Sordariomycetes, Hypocreales, Bionectriaceae. The record is from the annotation of a GenBank genome assembly.
AUGGACGCAGAGCGUAAAGAGAAUUCCAAGUCUUUUUCCGGACAUCAAUGGACGUAUUUCUCCUCUUUAAGUUCAGGGCCUAUUCGCACUCGUGCAGAGUCUUUCUUGGUUGCUGUAAACUGGCCGCGGCUGCUUGAAUAUGCCUCGAAGCAACGCAACGGAGCCAAUGCGUCUAUUCUUCCUUCUAUCGGCCUCGGUGGAAAUCACAUGGUCCGAGUCAUCGAGUUUGAUGAUGGACUACCGCCGCUUCCAGACUCGGGUUUAUCUGAAGGCAGCCUUGAAGCCAAGAGCAUUCGUGAAUGCAACACAAUUCUUUUAUUGACAAAAACCUCUACUGUUCCCAUACCUGCAAUCCACGGUUUUGAAACGGGCCGUGAUUCAGGUGUGAAUGCGCCAUUUUCCUUUAUGGGCUGCUUGGAGGGAAAUGUUGGGAUGGACCUGGGAAUCGAUAUUCCUAAGGCUCACAACAAGGAGUUCUUCAAAGAGCUAGCGGAAAUUCAUGUUGAUCUAUCCAGGAUCCAGCUCCCUAAGAUCGGAACUGUCAUAGCAAUGAAUGCAGAUGGCACAUUUCAGCAGGGGCCGAUACCUGGAAUUGGUGGUCCAUUUGACACAGCAACUGAGUUCUUCCAGGCAUGGGCUACUAAGAAACAUUUUGGGGCGUCUGAUGACCGUCUCCGGGCCUUGUGUGGCCCAUACGCCAACGAAAUUGUCCCUUCAGUCGCAUCGUUCACGAGGUCAGUGGCUGAUAUAGCUGGGAAAAUAUCCAUCACUGACGACAAAGGCCCAUUCCCUCUCUGUCACGAUGACUUCGGUCAUAACAAUAUCAUUGUUGAUUAUUAUCGUAUACUGGGGGUUAUCGACUGGGAAUCAGCUUUUGCUGGACCAUGGGAGGUUUUCGGAGAAUUUCCGCUGAGCCUAUCUAUUGUUCCGCUGACAAUGAAUCUUCCAAAGGGCUAUGACGAGACUGGUUGGCCCAAAGAUCCUACAUUGGCCCAGAGAUUUGUGGAUCGCGGGGAUUAUGUGAAUGCUGUGAGGCAGGAAGAGGAAGGGAGGCAGAUUGUUGACCACACUCUCUCCGAUAUUCUGCAAGAUACCAAACGGCAGCACCUCAUCACAGCAAUGAGUCUCUUUGAGAAUGGCAAGCCUGGGUUCUACUCCAAGGUGGUGGAAAACUUCGUAUCCUCGAUAUAG